CGGAUAUGACGCCUGUCGGUAGAAACACCUGCUAUUUCAUGAAAAAGUGUCAUUCUAGUAGAAAAUAAAAACAUGAGUCUUGUUUCAUGUUGUAUUGAAUACAUAAAUUUUAAAUGUUAAUUUAUUUCUAAUAAUCAUGCCGUUAGCUUACUUGGGUGUUCCAUUUAAUUUGAAUGGGUGUGAAACAAAUGGCACUCAGAAACAACCUGAAGCAAUGGUGUUGGAUGAAGAGUAUAACCAGGAAACUACAAAGGAUGCUGUAGCAAAUGGAGCAGUUUCAGAAAUUGAGUUGAAGAAUGUUACCAAAGAAGGUUACCCUAAAGCUGUGCCACGGCAUUUCCAUAUAAUUAAAGUCCUUGGUCAAGGUUCAUUUGGAAAAGUUUACCUUGUAAAGAAAGUUGCUGGUCCAGAUACAAACACUUUGUAUGCUAUGAAAGUUUUGAAGAAGGCUUCUUUAAAAGUGAGAGAUCGAGUACGAUCGAAGUUUGAAAGGGACAUUUUAGUUGAUGUCCAUCAUCCUUUUAUUGUGAAAUUGCAUUAUGCUUUUCAAACAGAAGGUAAACUGUACCUUAUUUUAGACUACUUAAAAUGUGGUGAUCUAUUCUCCAGGUUAAGCAAAGAUGUUAUGUUUACAGAGGAUGAUUCAAAGUUCUAUCUUGCUGAAUUGGUUUUAGCUCUUGAGCAUUUACAUAGUUUAGGAAUCAUUUAUAGGGACUUAAAACCUGAAAAUAUCCUUUUAGGAGAAGAUGGUCACAUUUGCCUCACUGAUUUUGGUCUGUGUAAAGAAUCGUUAAACAACGAAAAGGCUUUUUCUUUUUGUGGUACUGUUGAGUACAUGGCACCCGAGGUUGUGAGUCGUAAAGGUCAUACUACGGCUGCUGAUUGGUGGUCAUUUGGAGUAUUAAUGUUUGAAAUGCUAACUGGGUCACUUCCUUUCCACUCCUCAAAUAAAAAACAGACUAUGGAUCAGAUAUUAAAAGCUAGAUUACAGAUGCCUUAUUACCUUAGUGAACCUGCUCAAAGUUUGCUACGCUGCCUAUUCAAGCGCAAUCCAGACAAUAGAUUAUCAACUGGUCCUGAAAUGCGAAAACAUUGUUUCUUUGCUGCCAUCGAUUUUGUUAAACUGUAUGCAAAGGAAGUUAAACCACCAUUUAUACCAGCUGCUCCUCCGAAUAUAUGUGAAAGAACUACGCAGGAAGUUAAUGCCGAUUCUCCUGGUGUACCAGCUAGUGCUACUGCUCAUGAAUUGUUUAGAGGUUUUAGCUAUAUUGAGAGUAACUUGUUUGAUGGACAUGAAGUUUCCAAUAUUUAUAACAGAGUUGAACUGCAAUUGUGUAAGACUUCUUUUUCAAAGGAAUAUAAAACACUGGAACCCAUUGGAAUGGGAGGUUUUUCAAUAUGCAAAAAAUGUAUACACAUAUCUACUGGAAAAUUAUAUGCUGUUAAAGAGAUAAAUAAGAAUGCGGUACAGAAAUCCAAUCUUAGCGAUUGCACUGAAGAAAUAGAAAUUUUAUUUCGUUACGGCAAGCAUCCAAAUAUUGUUACUUUGUAUGAAGUGUUUGAAGAUGAAAAAACUAUUUAUUUAGUUAUGGAAUUACUAAAUGGUGGUGAAUUGCUUGAUAAGCUGGAUAAUCAGAACUUCUACAGUGAACGAGAAGCGAGUGCCAUUUUUGAAAUUAUUGCCAAAACAGUUCUUUAUUUACAUGAUAAUAUGGUUGUCCAUAGGGAUUUAAACCCCUCUAACAUAAUGUAUGCAAAUAGUGACCCACAAUCAUUACGCAUAAUUGAUUUUGGAUUUGCCAAGCAAAUGAAAGCAGAGAAUGGACUGUUGAUGACACCUUGUUAUACUCUCAAUUUCGCUGCACCAGAAGUUUUAAAGAGAAAAGGAUAUGGUGAAGCUUGUGAUGUUUGGAGUAUGGGUGUUAUGUUGAGCAUAAUGCUUACAGGGUGCACUCCUUUUGUUAAAGGACCAAAUGAAGAUAUGAACACAAUUUUGCCAAGAAUAGAGCAGGGACAAAUUAGUAUGAGUACUGGUAACUGGAAAAACAUAUCAUUUAUAGCAAAGGAAUUAAUCCGAAGAAUGCUAAUUACAGAUCCUAAAUCAAGGUUCACCCUGUCGGAUGUUUUGAACCAUGAUUUUAUUCGAGCUAGACAUCUUUUGCCUGAAACACGAAUUACUCUAGGAGAUAUUGCUGCAGUUAAGGAUGGGGCCAAAAUAACUUAUGAAGCAAAGAACAUUGAACAGAAUAAAAUGAUCAAAUUGCUACCUGUUACAGAAUCUGAACUAGCUCAAAGAAGAAGAAUGAAACAAAGUGUUGUUUAAGUGCCAUAAUUUUAUCUUUUUAUUUUACAAAAAAGUGUCCGAAAUGCUGCCAUUAAAAAAAAUAGAAAGAAUAAUACAAAAAAAUAAUUCUUUCAUUUUUUUACGAAAUAUUCCUAUAUUAAUUUUUCCGGUAUUUUAAAUUUGAAAUGUUUUAGUCAUAUUGAUUCAGAUUUUUUCUUCUUUUUUUCACUUUGAAGUAUGUGUUAAUUAGUACUAGAUUUGUUACUUUUAAUCCCAAACAUUUAAAUGUUUUGU
This is a messenger RNA of Parasteatoda tepidariorum (common house spider), 2578 nucleotides long. RefSeq names its product ribosomal protein S6 kinase 2 beta. Lineage: Eukaryota; Metazoa; Arthropoda; Arachnida; Araneae; Theridiidae. Gene Ontology annotation, biological process: intracellular signal transduction; protein phosphorylation. The record is from RefSeq and is a predicted model, not a curated record. Gene Ontology annotation, molecular function: protein serine/threonine kinase activity; magnesium ion binding; ATP binding.